This is a messenger RNA of Erythranthe guttata (spotted monkey flower), 1420 nucleotides long. Its product is annotated as flavonoid 4'-O-methyltransferase 3. NCBI's taxonomy places the organism in Eukaryota, Viridiplantae, Streptophyta, Magnoliopsida, Lamiales, Phrymaceae. Gene Ontology annotation, molecular function: protein dimerization activity; O-methyltransferase activity. The record is from RefSeq and is a predicted model, not a curated record.
UGGAGCAAUAUACUUGACAAAUGACAACUAUAUAUAUCUUGGAAUAUAGAGACAUAUUAUAUAUUGGGUAUACAGUAUACUUGAUUGGAUUUUAAUAAGCCAAAAAAGGAAAGUUGAAAAAUUAGAGAUGGGAUUGGACGAAGAAGCGCGUGCACGAGCAGAAGUGUGGAACUACGCGUUUGGGUAUAUAAAUUGCAGGGUAGUCAAGUGCGCCGUCGAGCUCGAGAUUCCGGACAUUGUGAGGAAGCAUGCAGGCGCCGGCGCCGGCGGCCCAGUCUCCCUCUCUGAGCUAUCAUCCGCUGUGGGCGUCCCCACCGAACCCCUCCACCGCAUCAUGAGAUUCUUGAUCCACCACCGCAUCUUCAAGACAUCUCCUCCGCCGCCGCAUGCCGAGUCCUCCUCCUCCGACGAGGUUCACUACGCUGCGACGCCGCUUUCGGGGCUUCUGACGAGGGACAACCUGGCGCCGUUCAUGCUGCUUCAGGGGACGCCGCCGGGGCCCAACCGCGGCAUAACGCCGGAGGCCCUGCGGACCGGUAGGCGCCCGGAUUUGAAGUCCGUCAACGGGGAGGACACGUGGUCGGUGCCGGACUUCGGUUACCACAUGAAGGUUUUCACCGAUUCCAUGGCGGCCCACGCUAGGGUUGCGACCCAGGCGGUCAUCGAUAACUUCCCGGAGGGUUUCGAAGGAAUAGAAACCCUCUUGGACGUCGGCGGCCGCCAUGGAAUGGCACUGAGCAUGCUGGUCAAGGCAUUUCCAUGGCUCCGCGGCACUGUUCUCGAUCUCCCCAAAAUUGUCGACCACGCGCCGCCUCUUGAAGGGAUCCACUUCGUCGGAGGAAGCAUGUUCGAAAAUAUCCCAAACUCCAAUGCAGUUAUGCUCAUGUGGAUAUUGCACGACUGGAGCGACGAAGCGUGCAUCGACAUCCUGAAGAAAUGCAAAGACGCGAUUCCGAAAGAUACCGGGAAAGUGAUGAUUGUGGAAGCCGUAAUAGACGAAGAUGGAGAAGGAGACGAGUACGCGGGUGCUCGUUUAUCGUUGGAUAUGGUUAUGAUGUCGGUUAUGGUGAAGGGAAAGGAGAGGACUUACAAAGAAUGGGCAUAUCUUCUUGAAGAGGCUGGCUUUAGUAGGCACAACGUCGUAAACAUCAAAACCGUCGUUUCCGUGAUCGAGGCCUACCCUUAAUAUAUGUCUGAGUAUGUGUAGAAUGUAGAUCUACGGUAAUAAAUUUAGCUGGUGAAGCAUUGAUCACCAGGUAAUAGAUAGAUCUACGGUAAUAAUAUGUAUUAGGGUUUGAUGUUGUGUGAUUCCAUUUUUAUUAGUUACAAUCUAAGGUGCGUAACAUGUUAUGCAGCCGAAGAUUGAAAUACAAAAUGGGAUAGAGAAAUUGGAAUGUAUGAAUGAUUAAUUAAUGCAUGU